Molecule: messenger RNA, 3615 nt
Organism: Ostreococcus tauri
Lineage: Eukaryota; Viridiplantae; Chlorophyta; Mamiellophyceae; Mamiellales; Bathycoccaceae
Product: Structural maintenance of chromosomes Smc2
Exons: 2
Coding region: 1-3615 (1204 amino acids)
Biological process (GO): chromosome organization
Cellular component (GO): chromosome
Molecular function (GO): ATP binding; protein binding; ATP hydrolysis activity
Source: RefSeq, a predicted model, not a curated record
AUGCACAUCGAGGAGGUGUGCAUCGACGGCUUCAAGUCCUACGCCAAGCGCACGGUCGUUCCCGACUUCGACCCGCUGUUUAACGCCAUCACCGGACUGAAUGGGAGCGGCAAGUCGAACAUUUUGGAUUCCAUUUGUUUCGUCCUCGGCAUCUCCAACCUCACGCACGUUCGCGCGUCGAGUUUGCAGGAGUUGGUGUAUAAGCAAGGACAGGCGGGCGUGACCAAGGCGAGCGUGAGCGUGACGUUUAACAAUGAGGACCGCUCGAGGAGUCCGGUGGGGUACGAGCACUGCGAUCGAAUCACGGUCACGAGACAGAUCGUGAUCGGUGGAAAGAAUAAGUACAUGAUCAACGGCGCGACGGCGCAGCCGACGCGAGUGCAGAAUUUGUUUCACUCGGUGCAGCUCAACGUGAACAAUCCGCACUUUUUAAUCAUGCAGGGGCGAAUCACAAAGGUGCUGAAUAUGAAGCCGCCCGAGAUUCUGGGCAUGCUCGAAGAGGCUGCGGGUACGAGGAUGUAUGAGAACAAAAAAGAGGGCGCGCUGAAGACGAUGGUGAAGAAGCAGACCAAGGUUGAUGAAAUCGACAAGCUGCUCGAGGAAGAAAUUUUGCCGACGAUUGAAAAACUUCGCAAGGAACGCGGCGACUACAUGAAGUGGGCCGCCGCAAACGACAAUCUGGAACGGUUGCGUAGAUUCUGCAUCGCGUACGACUUCGUCAAGGCGCAAGAAGCGGUCGAACAGGCAAACGCGGAGACGGGAAAUGUCGAAGAAAAGAUCAUUGAGUGCAGAAACGCUAUCGAGGACGCCGGGCGAGAAGCGACUGAGCUCGAGCUUCACAUGCAACGCUUGCAAGCCGAAAAGGAAGAACGCAUGGGAGCCGAGAUGAAGGAUCUGAUCACGCGGCACGAUCAGAUGGAGAAAGACAUCGUCAAAGCGUCGACGGCUCUGGACAACAAGCUCAGCGAGGUGAAGAGCGAGCAGAAAUCCCGGGAUAAGCUUUUGAAAACAGCGGCUGACAUGGAAACUGCCGAGGCGAAGCGGGCCGAGAAGGUUGCCUCACUCGAAGCUGAGGCCGCUGCAGAGGCCGUUGCGUUGGCCGAGAAAGAAGCCGCCGCGGAAAUGGCCGAACGCACGUUGCAAGGCGUGCAGUCGGGCAAGGGCACAGGAGCCGACAAGUCAUUGCAAACGCAGCUCGCGGACGCCGUUGCGGCCCAAUCUGCGUGCGACGCCGAGGUGAAAUCUGCGGCGCUGAAGAUUAAGCACGUUGAAAAGGAGCUCAUCGGAGCUCGAAAAUCGUUGAGCGCCAAGGAGAAGGAGGGUGAAAAGCUCGCGAAAGAGCUCGGCGCUGCUGAAGCCGCGGUUGAAAAGGCGCGCGCCAAGCUGGCAAACUUUGGUGGUUGCACGACCGACAAAGCGUCCGAUCUCGAAGCUACAUGUGACAAGAUCAACAACGAAGUGAAUGAAUUGCAAAACGAAGUAGACGUGUUGAACUCAAAGCUCGUGGAUUGUGACUUCAAGUUUACGGACCCCGAGGCGAAGUUUGAUCGCAACCGAGUCAAGGGGGUCGUCGCAAAGCUCGUGCAAGUGAAGGAUCCGGCCACCGUGACCGCUCUCGAGGUCGUCGCCGGCGGUAAGCUGCACCAAGUUGUCGUGGAUACAGAUGUCACCGGUAAGGCGAUCCUGCAGAAAGGUCAGCUCAAGAAACGCGUGACCAUCAUUCCGUUGAAUAAAAUUGACAGCCGCACGGCAACGGACAAGCAAGUCGCCGCGGCCACCAACGUGAGCAAUGGCGAAGCUUCGCUUGCUUUGAGCCUCGUGACGUAUGACGACGACGUGAAAAACGUCAUGAAGUACGUGUUUGGUAAGGCUUUCGUUUGCAAGGAUCAAUCGACGGCGAAGGCUGUUGCCUAUGAUGAGAACGUCCUCCUGAACUGCGUCAGCGUGGACGGCACGAUGUUCAAUCCGGCAGGAGUCAUCAGUGGUGGGUCGCGUCAGACUACGAAUGCCGUGCUCCCCAAGCUUCACGCCCUGUACAAAGCCGAGGCCGCUCUCGCCGACGCCAAGUCACGCGCUAAGGCUGCGAGCGAUGCGGCGAAGGAGGCGUUGAACGAAUCAAAGGAGGCUCAAAAGCUGGAGGAUGAUUUGGAUCGUCAGGAGCACGCACUCGGUCUGUUGAAGGAAAAGAUCAGCAGCUCCGAGGCGCAUCAGCUCGCUGAGAAGGUUCGCAAGUUCGAACAAGAUCUUUUCGACGCGAAGAAUGCUACAGAAGAGGCUAAGGUGAAGAAGACAGAAGCCGAGAAAACGGCCAAGAUGCUCGAACAAGAGAUAAAGAAUUUUGAGAAGGAGCGUGACUCUCGACUGAAAGACGCCGAGAAGGCUCUGAAAGAUGCGAGGAAUUCGGUCACCAAGGCUCGAGCUCAAAUCAAGGAGAAGGAGGAAUUCGUCACGAACGCGCGUGUUGAGAAGGAGGCCGCUGCGUCUGAACGCGCGGCGCUCGAUGAACAGAUUGCCGCGAUCGAUGUCGCAAUCACGGAGCUGCAAGUCGAGGCCGAUUCUAUGCAUAAGGGCGUCUCAGAAAAGCGUGAAUUGUUUGACGUCGUCACCGCCGAGCUGGAAGAGCGCCGGGCCCGCGUUGCGGCAUGCGACAAAGAAAUCUCAACUCUAUUGAAGCGCAAGUCUAAGCUUGAGAGCGAUUCAGUGGAGCAAGGCGUGGAGAUGAAGAAGCUCGAACACAGGAUCUCUCGCAUGGAAAAGGAGGAACAGGACGCAAAGGAUCAUUUGGCACUCCUUCAAAAAGAACACCAAUGGAUCGCUGGUGAAAGCUCAAUGUUCGGUCAACCGGGAAGCGAUUACGAUUUCAAGAAGCGUUCGCCCGCCCAAGCUCAACGGGAACUCGCGGAGUGCGAGGAGGCUCAAGCGACGCUCGGGAAGCGCGUCAACAAAAAGGUCAUCGCCAUGUUCGAUAAGGCUGAAGCUGAAUUCAAGGAGUUGCAAGAGAAGCGUCGUAUCGUGUUAAGCGACAAGGAGAGGCUCGAGAAGGUCAUUGGUGAACUGGAUGAGAAGAAGCGAGAGGCGUUGGUUUUGACAUGGGAGAAGGUGACCAAGGAUUUCGGUUCCAUUUUCUCCACCCUACUCCCUGGAACUCAAGCCAAGCUCGAGCCACCUGAAGGAUGCGGCGUCUUAGACGGUCUCGAGGUGAAGGUGGCGUUCGGCGAUGUUUGGAAGGAGUCGCUCAGCGAACUCUCGGGUGGUCAGCGCUCGCUGCUCGCGCUGUCACUCAUCCUCGCCCUGUUGCUCUUCAAACCGGCGCCGAUUUACAUUCUCGACGAGGUCGAUGCUGCGUUGGAUCUUUCGCACACGCAGAACAUCGGCCGAAUGAUCAAGCAGCACUUCCCUUUCUCUCAGUUCCUCGUUGUAUCUUUGAAGGAGGGGAUGUUCAACAACGCAAAUGUUAUUUUCCGCACCAAAUUUGUUGACGGAAACAGUACCGUCACCCGUACAACGCCGGCGUUGAAGGACAAGGAAGACAAUACCCGACCGGAUGCACCAAAUGCCCUCGCGGCGGCGGCCUCCAAGCGUCGCGCUGCCGGUUCUAAAGGCAAGGAGAACUGA